Molecule: messenger RNA, 1524 nt
Organism: Acanthamoeba castellanii str. Neff
Lineage: Eukaryota; Discosea; Longamoebia; Acanthamoebidae
Exons: 7
Coding region: 1-1524 (507 amino acids)
Source: RefSeq, a predicted model, not a curated record
AUGGAAGCGCCCAAGGUCGAGCAGGCCUCUCCUGAGGUGGCAAAGGAACUGGGGGAGGAAGACGAUGCUGUGACGGCCUACGUGGCCCGAUUCGCGGGCCUUCCAUCUCGCGUUCGCAUUCUGCCUGCCGAUGGUUCCCUCCGCCCCCUCCUCGCCCUCGCCGGCUACCCAGGUGAAGAAGAUGAAGAGGAAGACAAGAAGAAGCAGGCAACCGAGCAGCAGCAGAAUCAAAACGAAGAUGGAGAAGAGGAAGCAUCUGGCGGCAGCGACGUCGUGAAUCCAAAGAAGCAAUGCGUGCUCGAGGGCGUAGUGGUCGGGCUCGACUUCGACCAGACCCUCGUCGUGGGGGCGGGCCUGGGCGCCGGCACUGCAGGCGGCGGGGUCCGCGUGCGCGGGGGCGACGACACCGUCACCACCCUGCAGACCCUGUGGGCCGCCGGCGCCCGCCUGGCCGUCGUCACCGCCGCCGCCGCCUCCCCCGACAACGCGCGCCUCAUCGCCAACCUCCUCCGGCGCCUCGCCCUCGCCCGCGAGUUCGCCUCCGCCGCCCUCGACACCGCGCCCCUCCUCACCCUCCUCCGCUCCCUCGCCCCUCCCGCCGCCGCCGCCGCCACAGCCGCCGACGCUGCCUCGACCGCCGAUGCGGCGACGACGGAGGAGACGACGACGACGAGGCCGGCGACGGCGGACUGCGAGCAAACGGAGAAGGAAGAGGAGGAGGUGAAGGAGGAGGAGAGGGAGAAGAGGGAGGAGAGGAGGAGGAGGCUGGAGCGGGAGACGAAGCGAACGGUGGCGCUGCUGGCGCUGUCCACGGGGCGACGGCCGGGCGACCUGGUUCGGAUCGGGCACUCGACCAUCGCAUUCGACGCCGCCCGCUCGAAGGCCACGUACCGUCUGGCGCAGAUCACGGGUCCCAACGCCGGCGGCUGGUCGGCACUGCAGAGCCUCGCCGCCCACGAGGAGCGUGAGCUGUGUGCGGUCGACUGUCUGGCGGCCUACAUGGACCUCACCGCCUCGCGUCGCACGCGCGAGGGCGCCAACAUACCCGAUCGCCUCCUCCUUUCUCUGGACGAGGAGGAGAACGGGGUGCUCGACGAGAACGCCGUGUCGAAGCUGCUCGAGGAGGUCCUCGUGGAGGCCGGCAUCAACCCGCAGUCGCCCGAAGCACGCGAGCUCUUCCAGGAUUCGGCAGAGUUGGUCACUCUGGACGGAGGGGUCAAGAUAGCGCGCUAUCGCCACAUCAUGUGCGCUCGGUACAACAAGCCGGAGGCGCUACUUGACUUUGUGACGCGGCUCGGGCAGACGCCACCAAAGAAGAUUCUGUUCGUGGACGACAACUCGGACAACGUGUUCAACAUGUUCCACUUCUUCGCCUCGCGUCAGCUAGAGCAGCUGGCCGCCGGGAGUGCGGUGGAGGAGACGACGAGCGUCAUCAGCUGUUGGUUUCCCCCGCCCGAGGGCGGCAAAGCCGAAUCGCACGAUCCCCACCUCCUCGCCCUUCUUCGCCGCAUGGCCGCCCUGUGA